Centropristis striata (black sea bass) is the source of this 839-nucleotide messenger RNA. RefSeq names its product large ribosomal subunit protein eL19-like. Gene Ontology annotation, cellular component: ribosome; cytosolic large ribosomal subunit. The record is from RefSeq and is a predicted model, not a curated record. Gene Ontology annotation, biological process: translation. The coding region runs from base 16 to 771 and encodes 251 amino acids. Lineage: Eukaryota; Metazoa; Chordata; Actinopteri; Perciformes; Serranidae. Gene Ontology annotation, molecular function: RNA binding; structural constituent of ribosome. The transcript has 6 exons.
GGGAGGCAGCGGCCAAUGCUGCAGCAUUUGCAGCGUGUCUGCCAAUUUUGGUCGCACAAGCUGAUCGAUAUUGUAAUUAAAUUGAAUCAACUAGCUAGCUAUAAGCUAACUGUAGCUUAUAAUAAUAUUUUGGUCAAAGGCUUUUCUCCUCGUUGUAUACGUGGAUCCCCACACUUUCAGUUGGCUAAAAGGCUCCAGAAGCGAUUGGCGUCCAGCGUCUUGCGCUGUGGCAAGAAGAAGGUGUGGCUGGAUCCAAAUGAGACCAAUGAGAUUGCCAACGCAAAUUCUCGCCAGCAGAUCCGAAAACUGGUGAAGGAUGGACUGAUCAUCAGAAAGCCUGUGACGGUUCAUUCCCGUGCUCGCUGCCGCAAGAACACGCUGGCACGCCGCAAGGGACGUCACAUGGGCUAUGGUAAGAGAAAGGGAACAGCCAAUGCUCGUAUGCCUGAGAAGUUGUCAUGGAUGCGGCGCAUGAGAAUCCUGCGUCGUCUUCUUCGUCGCUACAGGGAGUCCAAGAAAAUUGACAGGCACAUGUACCACAGUCUCUAUCUGAGGGCCAAGGGUAAUGUCUUCAAAAACAAGCGCAUCCUGAUGGAGCACAUCCACAAGCUGAAGGCAGAUAAGGCUCGCAAGAAGCUCCUCGCUGACCAGGCAGAGGCUCGCCGCUCCAAGACCAAGGAGGCCCGCAAGCGCAGAGAAGAACGUCUCCUGGCAAAGAAAGAAGAGAUGAUCAAGAACUUGUCAAAGGAGGAAGAAACUGCAAAGAAGUGAAUCUAAACGGAAAGUUUUUCUUGUCAGAUUCCAGUUUUUCUUGCUAAUAAAUUUGGAUAAAAUUAAAA